This is a messenger RNA of Apis laboriosa (Himalayan honeybee), 2145 nucleotides long. RefSeq lists its product as uncharacterized. The transcript has 5 exons. The record is from RefSeq and is a predicted model, not a curated record. NCBI's taxonomy places the organism in Eukaryota, Metazoa, Arthropoda, Insecta, Hymenoptera, Apidae. The coding region runs from base 1 to 2010 and encodes 669 amino acids.
AUGAAGAUAAAUCAAUUAACAAAAUUUCAGACGACAAAUUGGAUGUGUUGGCUAUUGAUCGCGUGUAUCUGCCUUGUCGAAGCUAGAUACAAAAUUAGAAGACCAUUGCCUCCCCCACAGCCUCCUAAACUGAUGUUCAAGAAAUCAUGGCCACUUACUCAUCGAAUUUCGGUGGGAAAUACAAUGCAUAUCAAUGGAAAUUUCCCAUUGAAACGAAUAGCUCACAAACCCUCGAAUUAUAGAAUUCGUCGACCUCCGAUGUUCAAUGUGCCAUCUAAUAUUUGGAAAAAUCAGAUUCCAAUAAGAACUUCUUUAAAUAAUCAUGCGGUUUUACCACAACGUCCACCAGUUAAAGAAUUUCAUACCGUAAAUAAAAUGCCGGAAUAUAGUCCUGAAUACAGACCGGAAGCUGCUGUUUUGCCACCGACCCAUAGAGGUGGUGUCGAUGAUGACAAGGGACCAAUUCAUACGAUUCCUGCGCCUAAUCUGAGUCCCAUGGAUAAGCCUUUUAAUAAUGAAGUGAAUAUAGAAGAAAAUUCACGUCAACAAACAACUGAUGCUACUUAUAAAAUCAAUCCACAUGGCUCCUUAUUACCAAAUUUUGAUCUUGCUACUAUUAGCACGAGUUUAACACCGCAGAAAACUGUAACGAGUCCCACUCCAGUGCAACAUAAUUACGAAGUAACUGAAAGCAAUGAUAUCAGUCAAAAAGAAUAUCAAACCGUUUUACCGACAUUCUUGCCUCCAGACUUUGCAACUCUUUCAACAUUGGUGAAUCCUGACUUACAAACAAAUGACGUUUAUUUAAAUAAUCAUCCAGCGUCGAAUAUAGGCCUCAUCGGAACAAACAUUCAACUCGGGCAGUCCAACUUACCAAUGCAAACUAAUCUUCAUAGUUCACUGCAUGUUGGUUUCCCUGGUACCGCUGGACAGACUCCAUAUAUUAUAAAUCAACAAAUACCUGAUCUACAUGUUGGUCAUCCAGCUCCUGCAGGUCCUCCGCUUUCAGCAACUCAACUUUACGAUCUUUUAAACAGCUUUCCUCAAAAGAUGCCAGAACAAUAUCAAACAGGUCAACAACCACAGCUUCAGCAACAUAUUCUUCAGCAACAACUUGGUCAAUUCUUUCAACCUACCGGUGUAACUGGUUUCUCACAGCCCCAGAUGCAAUCGUUCAAUUACGAUGAACAAGAUAAUAAGGAGCAGCAACAGCAGCAGGUCUUGUUCAAUCAAGAUUACGUCGCUGGAAGAGUCAAUACGAAUUACAAUGUAGGACCGGAGACUUCCAUAAAUGAUGAAGAAAGUGCUGGUUUGCAACAAAACGAAGAUCUCACUUAUAUUACUGAUGGAAACGAACAAUUAGAAAAUAACAUUGAAUAUGAGGAAAAUAACGAUCAAAAGGAUCAAACGACAUAUUUUAAUAAAGUGGCUAAUGAUGAUGGAAUUUCUACGCAAUUUUAUACGACAUUACCCAAUCGUGAAGCUGCAGAAAAAUUGGCAGCUCUAGCAGCUGCUGGAAAUGUUAACAGUCAAUUGAUUGGACAAUUGCGAAAACAACAACAGCAACGAGAGAAUGUACAGAGUGAAGAAACUAUGCCGCCUAAUCACAAAAAUGAAGAAUACAAAACAAAUGAGCAAAUUAAUAAUAAUCGUUAUAAUCAAAAGUAUUAUCAAGAUCAUGUUCAGAAUCGACAAAAACAACAAUACAGUCAGCAAAAACACGAAACAUUACAAUAUGAAGAACGUCAGAAGGAAUAUGAUAGGCAACAGAAUCAUCAACAAAAUAUUUAUAAUAACAAACGACCACUAAGAAUUAUGGUGCCAGAUGAAAAUGAUUAUAGCAAUACCGAAUCACAAAACGAUGAAAAAAAAGAAAAUACGGAAAUUGAAUACGAGUAUGAGAAUGACGAGGCGGAUAUUGGAAAUUCGCAAUCGUUCGAUGAAAGAUCGUCUUAUGAUCAAUCAAAUACUGAAUUUGGAUCACGUUUGAAUCCCAAGACUGGAAUAUAAGUUUUUUUUUUUAAAUAUUGUAUAUAUUGUUGUACGUGAAUAUUUAUUACAAUCCUAUUUAUCAAUUAGUUUUAUUCUUACGGGGAUUUAAUUUAUAAUUAGAUGAAUGAAUAAUGAAUAAGAUUUUUUUUUGGA